AUUCACACUAGCUUUCCUCUUCUCAUCGCAUCCCUUGUAAAUUUUUAUCUCAGAAACGUGCAGCAGAGAAAAUACAAAAUGGGACUCUGCCGCUUUCUCUUCUUCGUCGUUGUUGUGCUGCUUUUCUCCUCAUCUUCCUCAGUUGACGCCUGCGACCGAUGUCCUCACCACUCUAAGGCUGCUUUUUUCUCCUCCGCAUCCGCCCUAUCCUCCGGAGCUUGUUCUUAUGGUUCCAUGGCUACGGCUUUCUUCGCCGGUCACAUCGCCGCCGCCGUUCCUUCCAUCUACAAAGACGGCGCUGGCUGCGGUGCUUGCUUUCAGGUCAGAUGCCACAACCCCACUCUUUGCAGCACCAAAGGAACCACGGUGAUGGUCACCGACCUCAACAUGAGCAACCAAACCGAUCUCGUCCUCAGCAGCAGAGCCUUCAGGGCCAUGGCCAAACCGGUUGUCGGGGCUGACACAGAUCUUCUCAGACAAGGCAUCGUCGACGUUGAAUACCACAGAGUUCCUUGCGAUUACGGAAACAAGAAGAUGUUGAAUGUUAGAGUUGAAGAAUCAAGCAAAAAACCAUACUACUUGGCUAUAAAGCUCUUGUACCAAGGAGGCCAAACCGAAGUCGUAGCCAUCGACAUUGCUCAGGCUGGUUCCUCCAACUGGAGUUACAUGACACGAAGCCACGGCGCCGUAUGGGUCACUGACAAUGUACCCACCGGACCUCUUCAGUUCAGGUUCGUGGUGACAGCUGGCUACGACGGAAAAAUGCUCUGGUCUAAGAAGGUUCUUCCUGCCAACUGGGAAGCCGGCAAGACCUACGACGCCGGCGUUCAGAUCACCGACAUUGCUCAGGAAGGUUGUGAUCCAUGCGACGAUCACAUCUGGAACUGAUUUACUUACUCUCCUUUUUUCUUUCUUUCUUUUCUUAGAAGCAUAUGUAUAAAUAAUCAAGCAUAUUCAUUAUUAAGUGAGUUUGUACCAGAACUAUUACUAAACAAGAGAACUAAGAAAGAUUUUUAAAAGGGUGAUGGACA
Molecule: messenger RNA, 1031 nt
Organism: Brassica oleracea var. oleracea
Lineage: Eukaryota; Viridiplantae; Streptophyta; Magnoliopsida; Brassicales; Brassicaceae
Product: expansin-like A2
Exons: 3
Coding region: 79-888 (269 amino acids)
Cellular component (GO): extracellular region; plasmodesma; plant-type cell wall
Source: RefSeq, a predicted model, not a curated record